AUGCUCUUAUCUGAAAAGUUGGCUCGUCGGCUUUCCAUGAAAAUGAGGAGCAUAUUUUUGGUUCUCCUUUCCUUAACAGCUGCAAAUGGAUUUUCCGUUCAGAAACAUGAUGUCCUAGAACAACUUCGCAAUCGAGUGAUCACGAGAGAGGCCGAAAGCCUGACUGGAGAGGCACUUGCUGAGUACGUUAACAAAAAUCAGCAAUUUUUCAAGGCUGCGGUACCGAAGUUCAGCAUGGAGUCGAUGAAGGCGAAAUUAAUGGAUGUUAAAUAUUUAGCAGCACCGUCACAUGAAGAGGAGCUUGCCAUCGACGCUGCUAUACCUGACAGUUUUGAUGCACGAGUACAGUGGCCGCAGUGCUCUUCAAUUUCAAACAUUCGUGACCAGUCAGACUGUGGAUCAUGUUGGGCUUUCGGGGCCGCGGAAGCAAUGUCGGAUCGCAUUUGCAUCGCUAGCAACGGAAAUACACAAGUAACUAUUUCCGUAGAUGACGUUCUUUCUUGCUGCGGAAAAACCUGCGGCGACGGUUGCGAAGGAGGGUAUCCAAUUGAGGCAUGGAGGUACUGGAUGAAACAUGGAAUUUGCACUGGUGGUUCCUACGAAUCGCAGUCCGGAUGCAAGCCAUACCCAAUUCCACCAUGCGGUCAUCAUGCCAACCAGACCUACUACGGCCCAUGUCCAGAAAAUGAAUACGACACACCUGUGUGCACUAACACUUGCAUUGCUGGAUAUCCUACUAAAUACAGUGACGACAAACACUAUGGAAAAUCGGCGUAUGGAGUAGCAAAGACGGUGCAAGGAAUACAGAAAGAGAUCAUGACCAAUGGCCCUGUUGAAGCUGCGUACACUGUUUACGAGGAUUUCUACCAGUACACCGGUGGUGUUUAUGUGCACACUGCGGGAAAGCAAGUUGGCGGACACGCUGUGAGAAUUCUUGGAUGGGGUGUCGAUAACCAGACGCCGUACUGGCUUGUCGCCAAUUCUUGGAACACCGACUGGGGAGAGAACGGGUAUUUCCGUAUUGUGCGAGGAUUGAAUGAAUGUGGCAUUGAGCAUGCGGUUGUCGCUGGCCUACCCAAUUAG
Messenger RNA from Necator americanus (New World hookworm), 1083 nucleotides. RefSeq lists its product as uncharacterized. Gene Ontology annotation, molecular function: cysteine-type endopeptidase activity. The transcript is spliced from 12 exons. The record is from RefSeq and is a predicted model, not a curated record. Gene Ontology annotation, cellular component: lysosome. Bases 1 to 1083 code for a protein of 360 amino acids. NCBI's taxonomy places the organism in Eukaryota, Metazoa, Nematoda, Chromadorea, Rhabditida, Ancylostomatidae.